Messenger RNA from Coregonus clupeaformis (lake whitefish), 3623 nucleotides. RefSeq names its product transmembrane channel-like protein 7. Lineage: Eukaryota; Metazoa; Chordata; Actinopteri; Salmoniformes; Salmonidae. Gene Ontology annotation, cellular component: plasma membrane. The transcript has 16 exons. Gene Ontology annotation, molecular function: mechanosensitive monoatomic ion channel activity. The record is from RefSeq and is a predicted model, not a curated record. Bases 524 to 2644 code for a protein of 706 amino acids.
CUCUGGACCCUCUCCAUUCCGCUUCUCUUCAACCUAGUCCAGCCGGCCUGUUAGCAGUGUGUAUGUAUAUUAGUGUGUAUGUAUGUAAGUGUGCAUUUGUGUGUGUGUGUCUUACUUCUCAAUAACAGACUCAAUAACGCAACACCCAUCUCUGUUUCCUGUCAUGUGAUUUCCUGAGGCCUGUCGACAAAGGUUGCAACUUCUGUAUAGCCACAGGUCUUAGAUCAGUUCUAAACCAUGAAGUGACAACUCAACUUAUAGGGGAGUACGAUGUAUCUAAGGUAGAGGGGAGAGAGAGAGAGAGAGAGAGAGAGAGAGAGAGAGAAACAGAGUGGGGCUGAUGCAAGGCUGAUAUUGGUGGGGAGAGUGUGAAUGUGUGUUUGAGGGGAGCUGUGAGUGAAUGUGUGUACAACGUUUAGUGACUUUGUGUGGGUGCCUGUGCACAUAUGAGUGUGUGUGUGCGAGCAUGCGUGUGUAAGAUCAGGAAGCGGACACAGUAGCGUCUGAGAGACCUAGAAGAAACAUGGAGGACAAAGAAUGCAACAGCGUCGGCUUCAUGAGGCUCGUAUCAGAGGAGAGCUGUAGCUCCACUGUGACAGAGGAGUCGCGUGUCUACUGCCAGACUGAGAUCUUUGACCAGCUCCCCAGCUCUCUGGCCCGACGGACCCACCACCACCAGGACAGGGGGACCACGGAGACAUCGCACCCAGUAGAGAUGCACCCUGGCCAGGCAGGAGGAGCCAGGGACAGGGCCCCUACCCAGCCGAUCAGGAGCCUGCCGGUCUGUAUGCAGGGGAAGAGAGAGGCAAGGGACCUGAGGCACCUGCAGACGCGUACUAUUGGCCGAUGGGAGUCAUGGAAGCGGAACCAGAGCAUAAUCAGGAAGAGGCUCUGGGAGCAGGUGGGCAAGGCCAUGUCAAGGCUUUUACCAUGGAGCAGCAUCCUCCACACCAUUGAAGGUAGAUUUGGUGUAGGUGUGAAGGCUUAUUUUGUGUUCCUGAGAUAUCUGGUUUACCUGAACCUGCUCCAGUGUCUGGUCAUAGGAGGGACCAUACUCACACCAACAGCAGUCUAUGACAGCGAUGGUGACAGAGGACUACUGAGGUUUGAGGGCAAUGACUCGGUUUUGGACAUCUUCCUUGGCUCGGGUUUUCUAGAACGUUCUCCAGUGUUCUAUGGGUUCUAUGCACGUGGUUCUCUGGACCUGCUGUGUCUGAACACGCCCCUCCUCUUCCUCCUCGGAACCCUCACCGUCCUCAUCCUCAGUCUGGUCAUGGUGGUCCGCAGGACGGUUGUAGGCUACAAGCACACAUGGUUGCUAGGCAAUGGCUACAACAUCCAAAUGAGCUAUAAGGUGUUCUGUGGGUGGGACUUCUGUAUCCAGGACCCCGAGGCCGCUGCCCUCAAACUCAGCUUCAUCAGGAACGAACUGAAGUUGGACCUAGAAGAGGAAAGGUUCCAGCAGCGCGAGGCCAGGAGGACGUUGGGUCAGUGGGCACGUCUCUACUUCCUGCGAGGGCUGCUUCACUUCCUGGUCCUGGUUCUACUGGGCGGAGCCUUCUGUCUCAUCUACUAUGCCACCAUGGCCUCACAGGCUGAGAGGAGUGGAGACUAUUUGAUCAUCACGGUGCUUCUCCAUUACCUUCCUCCCAUCGUCAUCACCCUAGUCAACUUCUUCCUGCCUCACGUCUUCCGCCAUAUCGCUUCCUUCGAGGAUUACUCCCUCACCACCCAGGUCAAUGCUACCAUCGUCAGGAGUAUCUUCCUGAAGUUGGCCAGUCUGGGGAUGUAUCUCUUCUUCCUCUUCAGAAACAGAGAACAGGAAUGUUGGGAGAAUCAGUUUGGUAAAGAGAUGUACAAGCUCUCUGUGUAUGAUUUCCUGGCCUGUUUCUGCAACACCUUCUUCAUCGCCUAUCCUAGAAAGUGGUUGGUGGAAAGGUACCCAUCGUCUUGGUUGGCGCGGUUGUCGGGGAAACAGCGUUUCCUGAUCCCGUUCAAUGUUCUAGACCUGGUGUACAGUCAGACGGUCACCUGGGUAGGACUGUUCUAUUGUCCCCUGCUGCCAUACAUAGGGAUUGUCAAACUGGUGGCCAUCUUUUACAUUAAGAAGUUGACAGUACUCCAGUGCUGUGUUCCGGCCCAGAGAAUGUUCCGUGCCUCCAGUUCUUCAGUUCUGUUCCACUUCAUGUUACUACUGGGUCUCAUCAUGGCAGCCAUCACCCUCGGAAGUAACCUCCAACAGUUUCCCCCCUCCUCCAGCUGUGGUCCGUUCGUGGGCAGCGCUACAGUGUUUAAUGUAACAGCUGUGUGUGUGGACAGUCUGCCAGGACUGGCCCAGUCCACCCUGAGAUACCUGUCCUCAGAGGCCUUCAUUCUGCCUCUGAUACUGGCUCAGAUUGUUGUCCUGACCUCCUUAGAGUCGAGGAGGAGAGCCAAUGGAAAAGCCGUUGAGAGACUGAAGGACAUGCUGGUGAUGUGUACCUCAGAUAAGCAUUUUCUGCUGAAGCAGCACACUCUCUCACUCAGACGCCAGAAGAAAACCUUCAAGGCCUCCACCACUGUUUCAGGCACUAGAGAGGGCAGCCAUAUCGCUCAACUGAAGGACCCCUCUGCACAGCUUACAGGCGACGACAGCCCAUCAUAGAGAUAGAUGGAGGACUCUAGUGCCCAAAAGCCCGUUUUAGCAUGGCCAGCGCCAUUCAGGACUUUCACAAUUUUUAAGUAGUCAAUUGGGUGUUACUUUCUAUGGGUUAAGGAAGGAUCACAUGAUUCCAUCCAGGUCAUCAGGAGGGAUCAGCCAAAUAAUUAUACUUGUGAGGAAACAUUCAAUAACUGCAGGUAGCUGUAAAUCGCCAACCCUGUCUUUAUACCUGUUCAAACAACACACUCCAGGUGGCAGUAUGCCCCCUUUCAGUUUGUUUACCAACUCAUAGAAGUAGUAGAAAAAGAAAAUUAACUACUUCGAAAUGGAGAUGGCCUCAAUGGUGCUGCCCAUGCUCUCACAGACGCCAUAUUGGGACAGAUACAAUGUUGUGUUCUCUAACUAUCUCUAUGCAACCCAUAGAGUUAGAAAUAGAGCCCACCCUCUAUCUUUGCGCCAAAUGCACCCUCUAUCCAACUCUAUGGAACAUACAUAGCCAAAUGGCACCCUAUUCCAUAUUUAGCUCUCAAAAGUAGUAGUAGAUGUGACCUUUGAGCUUUUUGUCACUCCCUAACAUUCAGGGUUUAUUGCUUUGGGCUGUACCUAAAUGUCAUAUACAGUAUUAAGAACAACAGGAGUAGAGCUACAGUACUAGUGUUAGUGUACUGAUGUGUUUAGUGGCUAUGAUGCAGUUGUAGUUGUCUGCUAAAUGGCUUAUUAUCAUUGGGGAUUCUGUUGCUAUAGAGGCUGUACUUGUAAACAGUGUUAAGGAUGGAGUUCUGCUAAUGUGUACUGUUACAAUACUGAUGUGUUUAAUGGUUUUAAAUAUAGAUGUGAAAGUUCUUACUAUGAAAUAGAUGUUGUUUCUGCAGCAGCUUGAGUCAAGUUUAUAUGUUUUUUUUUUUUUUUUAUCUAAUACUGUUUUUAAAUGUGAACUUCUAUGAAUGCAGUUAUGAAAGAGCUUUUUAUUAAAACGUGAUGU